AUUGCAUCCGGUAGCAGUUUGCUGGUACUGUUCUGUUAGAGUAAUGUUAAAUGGAAGAAAAUUAGACAAGAAAAUGAAUCUAAAGGUUUGGUUUUGGCUCAAGGCUGCGUCACUUUAGCUUUAGCAUAAUUUAGGGUUUUUCAAACUGUCUAAAUGGGUGCGCAUUACUGUGCUAUAUGUAGGCAAACAACAUUUAAUGGAAAGGGACAUAUCUUCGGAAAAAAUCACCAAAGCAGACUCAGAGUGGUUCUUCUUAAAUUCUUAGAAAAGGUGAAGGAAGCUCGUCGGACACUUAAAAAACCCCAAGUAGAGAAGUUUGACUGCACCCAACACAAGCAGACAUUCUGGUGCUACUGCUGUGGGCUUGAAGUUGAACGAAAUGUCACAGAUGGCAACAUGACUGUGCUGUAUGGAGGCUUGUUAGAGCACAUGGCCACCUCAGAACACAGGAAGAAUACUCAUAAGUUCUGGUGGGAGAAUAAGGCCGACCCAAAGUUUAGAGACAAGGUCAUCAUCACAGAGGAGGAAACGGAAAGGUUUAAAGCUGAGGUGGCAAACGCAUUGGAAUCAUUUGUGGAGAAGGAGGAUGAAUUCAUUAAACAGCAAGCCGAUUACAUCCGGGCCCAAGAGAAGCAGCGUCAAGAGGUCCUUCAGUCUCUUUUAGAGCGUGAGGCAGAGCCAGAGUUGUUCAAUGGACCCAACGGCACAGACAUGUCUGCUGAGGACGCUGUCAGCUCUCAAUUUAAGUCUCAGGGGUCAGACCAGCAGGCAGGGAGCAGCUACGUUGAGUCAAUGGUUGAGGCACCGUGGGCUGACACAGGACAAGGCCUGACUUUCAUUGGCUAUCAGGAUUCAUCAAACAGUGGAAAUGUUCAUACAGGUGCUGUCCCUCCUUGGCUCCAGGAUGAUCCUCUAGAGGGGACCUCUGGAGCUGCAGCACAUCCAGAGAUCGGUCCAUCACUCCAAGAGUUCCUCAAACAGAAGGAGCAAGAGAAACUGAGGAAGCUUCCCCCGAACAGAGUGGGCGCCAACUUUGAUCACAGCUCACAUACAGAUGCCAACUGGCUUCCAUCGUUUGGUAGGGUGUGGAACAGCGGCCGACGUUGGCAGUCCAGGCACCAGUUCCGACAAGAGGAAGGGCAGAAGAGCCGACAGAAGAGGAAGAGGGAGCACGGCACAGAGGGUUCAAAGAAAGCAAAGACGACUGAACAGCUGACAAAUUCUGACAACACUUAAAACUGAAUAUGGUGUGUGAGAAUUCAUGAGUGAGGGAGUGUAUAUAGUUUGCAAGAUGUGAAUGAGGUUUUAUACUGUCUAUGAUGAGUUUCACUUGGUUGAAGUGCUUAAGCUGACUCGAUCCCCACUGUAGUCCUCUACCAAACAUUAGCGUCUGUGUGUUACCUUCUUUGAUAACAGAAUUUGGAAAGUUUAGAUAUUAACUUAGCACAUUAGCAGUGCCACUUUGAUAUAUUUAUGUUAGGAAAUUACCUUUGAUAACUGCUUUUGUGAAUAAAAACUGCAUGGUCCAGCUUCACAACACUA
Molecule: messenger RNA, 1542 nt
Organism: Epinephelus fuscoguttatus (brown-marbled grouper)
Lineage: Eukaryota; Metazoa; Chordata; Actinopteri; Perciformes; Serranidae
Gene: cenatac
Product: centrosomal AT-AC splicing factor
Exons: 11
Coding region: 154-1236 (360 amino acids)
Source: RefSeq, a predicted model, not a curated record